GCGCGCGCGCGCGCGAGGAGGAGCGCGCCUGGUCGCUGCUCCACUUGGACCCAGUUGGAGAGGGUGAAGGCGUCCACGCCGCCUGUUUGGCCGUACCUUCACGUGCGUAAUCGCUUUGCGCUUCAUUCCGCGUCUGGACGCUUCGACCGCAACACAGCGCGCAGAGCUCAGAGAAAGUGAUCGGACCCCCAGUUUGGUGAGUGAAGAUGAUUCCUGUGCUGAUCUGUGCUUUGAUCUCACUGAGUGUAGCAGACAACGAUCUGGACACUCUGUAUCCUGAGCUGGAGCACUCGAGAACCAUCUAUGUCACAGAGAACGGCCCUCGACUCUCUGUGGUGGCAGAACAAUCAAAGGUUUUGUCGAGGCGAGGCGGAAAUGUCACCUUACCAUGCAAGAUCCAAAGGGACCAAUCAAUGGCACCGAAUCGUAAGAUGAGGAUCAAAUGGACCAAGCUCACCUCAGACUACCUGAAAGAGGUGGAUGUUUUUGUUGCCAUGGAUUAUCACAAAAGGAGCUAUGGCAGUUUCCAUGGACGUGUCCACCUGCAAGGCUCCUCACCAAUGGAUGCCUCUCUGGUCAUCACAGAGAUCACCCUGGAGGAUUAUGGGAGAUAUAAAUGUGAAGUUAUUGAUGGACUGGAAGAUGGAACAGUGGUGGUGUCCCUCAACCUGGAAGGUGUUGUCUUCCCCUACUUUCCCCGUCUGGGCCGCUACAACCUCAAUUUCUACGACGCUGAGCGGGCAUGUCGUGACCAGGAUGCCAUCGUGGCGUCCUUUGAUCAGCUGUAUGACGCGUGGAGAGAAAAGCUGGACUGGUGCAACGCCGGCUGGCUGAGUGACGGCACAGUCCAAUAUCCCAUCAACACCCCCAGAGAACCCUGCGGAGGCAAGAACACGGUGCCGGGCAUUCGCAACUAUGGCCUGAGAGACAAGGAGAAGAACCACUACGACGUGUUCUGCUUCACCUCCCACUACAAAGGUCGCUUCUAUUACCUGAUCCACCCCUCUAAGUUAACCUACGACGAGGCGGUGACAGCGUGCCAAAAAGACGGCGCUCAAAUCGCCAAAGUCGGCCAGAUGUACGCUGCCUGGAAGCUGCUAGGCUAUGACCGCUGCGACGCCGGCUGGUUGGCCGACGGCAGCGUCCGUUAUCCCAUCUCCCGCCCCCGCCGGCGCUGCAGUCCCACAGAGGCCGCCGUGAGGUUCAGCGGCUUCCCGGACAAAAAGCACAAGCUGUACGGAGUGUACUGCUUCAAGGGCCACAACUGAGCUGCAAACACACACACACACACACACACAUAUCCUGCAAACACACAUCAGCAUGCACACACACACACACACACUAGCGGAGUGAAAAAGAGACAGAGGAGGGACGAACACACACACUCAAACUGUGAUGCUUUAUUUCAUGAAGACGUUACUGUCAGAGAAGAGUCAUGUUGUUGUAACCUGGGACCUGAUAUUCUAUGAGCGAUAGUUUACAUAUAUUUAAGGUUUCUAUAAUUUAAU
Molecule: messenger RNA, 1508 nt
Organism: Chelmon rostratus (copperband butterflyfish)
Lineage: Eukaryota; Metazoa; Chordata; Actinopteri; Chaetodontiformes; Chaetodontidae
Product: hyaluronan and proteoglycan link protein 1-like
Exons: 6
Coding region: 207-1268 (353 amino acids)
Biological process (GO): cell adhesion
Molecular function (GO): hyaluronic acid binding
Source: RefSeq, a predicted model, not a curated record